CAAAACCAACCUGCUGCCUUUCAGACCAGGAACUUGCAGUGCAGAGAGCACAUGCAAACUAUAGCCAUAGACUAGUGGUUUGUGGUUGUCUACAGACACAGAAUCUGGAAAGUUUAUGUUUCCGCUGCGUCAUUUCACUUCAUUGUAGGUGUGGUAAAUGCUUUCUUCCAUUGGCUGAUAUAAUUGAGACCAAACCCCAAGUAAAACGGAAACUGGAUUUGUAACGAAGCUGAGCCAGUGAAGAAACAAGUAUCUCAGUAGCUGUAUAGAUCAUUCAACACGAACAAUAUACAGCUAGAGAGCGGGAUCGUUUGUCUCCAGCAUCUGAUCUGAUGUCUGCUGGAGAAGCCAGUCUGGUUAUAUGGAAAACAAUGUUAUUUUAAAGAUAUUUCCUUAAUUGUACCAUUGGAAGAAAAAAAAGGAUUGCUUAAAAACAUUUUCUAUUUGAUGCUGAUACGUGACAUCCUUAUGUGAGCAAACAGGAAAAUGCAUUCGCGUGCUUAAACAGGGGAUUUACCACUUCCUCUACUGAUACCUUUUACUUUCUGCUGAAGUGAAAGACGGAAUUGUGUUCAGAUCAGCUUCGCUUAUUCUCGGUGGUCUGACAAGACUUAAAAGGUAUAGUCACGGGAAGAAAAGGAGAAGUAAAACAUACUUAUUCGAUAACAUUGAUUUUGUUUAUUUAUUAGAGGUUACACAGUCCAUAUCCAAAAAUGGAGAGUUCGAACACCAGUAUCUGUGUGAUCAACGACAACAUGGUGCCCUUCGCCACAAUCUACAUCCUCAUCUUCCUGAUUGGAAUGGCUGCGAGCCUGGUGGCGCUGUGGGCCUUCAUAACCAGCCGAAGUGCUAAAAAGUGCAUUAAUGUUUACCUCAUCAAUCUUCUGACGUCCGACUUCCUCCUCAUGUUGGCAUUACCUGUCAAGAUUGCCAAAGACCUGGGCAAUGAUUCUCUGAGUUUGACAAUCUUUCUCUGCCGAGUGAGUUCACCGCUCAUCUACAUCAACAUGUACGCGUCUAUCAUCUUUCUAGCUUUUGUCAGCGUGCAGCGCUAUCUCCAGAUCACCCACAGCUCCAAACUGCUACGAUUGCAGGAAGUGGGCUUUGCGGUGCUGAUGUCUUCGGUGGUCUGGUUCCUCGUGCUCUUCAUCAACGUGCCCAACAUGGCCAUCCCUAUCAAAGAAAACGUUGAAGACAAAGUUGGCCUAACGUGUUCAGACUUAAAAGGUGAUUUGGGCAAGCACUGGCAUGCAUUGUCUGUGUUUCUGGGCAUGGCCAUCUUCUUCAACUCCUCGGUAGCGGUGCUGGUGUCCAAUGGCCUGGUCUUGAAGCGGCUCUGGGGUCGGCGUGAAUCUGAACCUGAGGAACAGGCUAGUGCCCAACAUGCCUUCAUUAACAUCGCAUUGGUGACUUUGGCAUACGUGGUGUGCUUUGUGCCGUACCAUGUUGUGCGUAUGCCGUACACGUUUACGCAAAUAAAGGUCAUCAUAACCGAAUGCACAUUAAGGAAGAAUCUGUUCCUGGCUAAAGAGUCGACCCUGCUUCUCGCCAUCCUGCACCUGUGCUUCGAUCCAGUGCUGUACUUUGUCAUCUGCCGUGCAUUCAGGCUUCAGAUCACGAAGGCCUUCUCAAAGAGAGGAAGCGUUCCGACCACAGACACAGAGUGAAAAUUCAACCGGAGGAGAGUUAUGGACCAAGUAGUGCAAAAUAAUUUACUGAAUGCCAAUGUCAUGUAAAGAAAUACUUCAGAGUAGUAAUGUAGGAAAAGCCAGAAGACUGAAGCCUGUGUAAAAAGAAUCCACAAAGAUCAAUGCCCCAAAAAAACUAAACAAAAAACUGUGGCAGUACUUGUUGUAGAAUUUUGGGGCAAAAUACAAUAUGUACUGUAUAUAUGUAAACAUGACUAUAUCUAAAGAAGACGUACUGUACAAUCAUGCUCAGAGGUGUUAACUGUACAAAAAAGACCAAGAGCCAGGAGUCAGACUCCCAUCAUCCAAAGGACAACCGCACCUCAAACAUGAAACUGAAUAUGUUUUAGUUUUAGUUAUUUUUCAUUCAGUGAGGAAUUGUUUGUGUAAGUUGUGUUCCAUAUCCCAAAAUCAUAUUCAAUAUCAAUAAUUAUAACUUUUUCACAAUUCACAAAUAUAUAUAUUUCUUGCAUUCCCACUUGCUCAAAUAGUGAAAGAAAAACUCCACGAUAGCUUUUUUUCAAGGAAAAGAAAAUUGAGAGAGACUGAUAACGACAGUCAGAAGCGAGAACUGCUUUUUGAACUUUAGAAAUUCUGCUCCAUUAUCAGUUAAAUGAAUAAGUAACAAAAAAAAAAAAAACAUGUGAAUGUAUUCCUAUUACUCUGUACAAAGCUGUGGACGAGUGCUUAGUAAAAUGAACUGCUGGCUGGCUCUGUGGGUGCCAUCAUCUGGUGAGGAGUGCCCUCUUACAGUCCAUUAUGGGUAAUCUCUAGGCACUGAGCAUCAGAUGAACACUUGUUUUUGCAGUGCAUUGUGGGAUUUUAUAUUAUGGUUUCAGACACCUCUAUAAAUGGUUGUCACAAUAUAUAGUGUCCUAUUUAAGGGUAUGGUUAUGUUUGUUUGUUUUUUUCAAUAAAUCAUU
Messenger RNA from Carassius gibelio (silver crucian carp), 2611 nucleotides. Its product is annotated as G-protein coupled receptor 171-like. Bases 714 to 1667 code for a protein of 317 amino acids. The transcript has 3 exons. Gene Ontology annotation, molecular function: G protein-coupled purinergic nucleotide receptor activity. The record is from RefSeq and is a predicted model, not a curated record. Gene Ontology annotation, cellular component: membrane. NCBI's taxonomy places the organism in Eukaryota, Metazoa, Chordata, Actinopteri, Cypriniformes, Cyprinidae. Gene Ontology annotation, biological process: G protein-coupled receptor signaling pathway.